AUGGAGCAAACAGUGCUUGUACCACCGGGACCUGACAGCUUCACCUUCUUCACCAGAGAAUCUCUUGUGGCUAUUGAAAGACGCAUUGCAGAAGAAAAGGCUAAGAAUCCCAAACCAGACAAGAAAGAUGAUGACGAAAAUGGUCCAAAGCCAAACAGUGACUUGGAAGCUGGAAAAAACCUUCCAUUUAUUUAUGGAGACAUUCCUCCAGGGAUGGUGUCAGAGCCCUUGGAGGACCUGGACCCGUACUAUAUCAAUAAAAAAACUUUUAUAGUAUUGAAUAAAGGGAAGGCCAUCUUCCGGUUCAGUGCCACCUCUGCCCUGUACAUUUUAACUCCCUUCAAUCCUCUUAGGAAAAUAGCUAUUAAGAUUUUGGUACAUUCAUUAUUCAGCAUGCUAAUUAUGUGCACAAUUUUGACGAACUGCGUGUUUAUGACAAUGAGUAAUCCUCCUGACUGGACAAAGAAUGUAGAGUACACCUUCACAGGAAUAUAUACAUUUGAAUCACUCAUAAAAAUUAUUGCAAGGGGCUUCUGCUUAGAAGAUUUUACUUUCCUUCGGGACCCAUGGAACUGGCUCGAUUUCACUGUCAUUACAUUUGCAUACGUGACGGAGUUUGUGGACCUGGGCAAUGUCUCAGCGUUGAGAACAUUCAGAGUUCUCCGAGCACUGAAAACGAUUUCAGUCAUUCCAGGCCUGAAGACCAUUGUGGGGGCACUAAUCCAGUCAGUGAAGAAGCUCUCUGAUGUCAUGAUCCUGACUGUGUUCUGUCUGAGUGUGUUUGCUCUAAUUGGGCUGCAGCUGUUCAUGGGCAACCUGAGGAAUAAAUGUGUACAAUGGCCUCCCACCAAUGCUUCCCUGGAGGAACAUAGUAUAGAGAGGAAUGUAACAGUGGAUUACAACGGCACACUUGUAAACGAAACUGUUGUUGAGUUUGACUGGAAAUCAUAUAUUCAAGAUUCAAGAUAUCAUUAUUUCUUGGAGGGUUUUUUAGAUGCACUGCUAUGUGGAAAUAGCUCUGAUGCAGGCCAAUGUCCAGAAGGAUACAUGUGUGUGAAAGCUGGUAGAAAUCCCAAUUAUGGCUACACAAGCUUUGAUACUUUCAGUUGGGCUUUUUUGGCCCUGUUCCGACUGAUGACUCAAGACUUCUGGGAAAAUCUUUACCAACUGACAUUACGUGCUGCUGGGAAAACAUACAUGAUAUUUUUUGUGUUGGUCAUUUUCUUGGGCUCAUUCUACUUAAUAAAUUUGAUUCUGGCUGUGGUCGCCAUGGCCUAUGAGGAACAGAAUCAGGCCACCUUGGAAGAGGCAGAGCAGAAAGAGGCCGAAUUUCAGCAGAUGCUUGAGCAGCUUAAAAAGCAACAAGAAGCAGCUCAGCAGGCAGCAGCUGCAACUGCCUCGGAGCAUUCCAGAGAACCCAGUGCAGCAGGCGGCCUCUCAGACAGCUCAUCCGAAACCUCUAAGUUGAGUUCUAAGAGUGCUAAGGAAAGAAGAAAUCAGAGGAAGAAAAGAAAACAGAAAGAGCAAUCUGGUGGGGAAGAGAAAGAUGAGGAUGAAUUCCAUAAAUCUGAAUCUGAAGACAGCAUCAGGAGGAAAGGGUUUCGCUUCUCCAUCGAAGGGAAUCGAUUGACAUACGAAAAGAGGUACUCCUCCCCACACCAGUCUUUGUUGAGCAUCCGUGGCUCUAUAUUUUCUCCAAGGCGAAAUAGUAGAACAAGCCUUUUCAGCUUUAGAGGGCGAGCAAAAGACGUGGGAUCUGAGAAUGACUUUGCUGAUGAUGAGCACAGCACAUUCGAGGAUAAUGAGAGCCGGAGAGAUUCCCUGUUUGUGCCGCGGCGACAUGGAGAGCGACGUAACAGUAACCUAAGUCAGACUAGUAGGUCGUCUCGGAUGCUGGCGGUGUUUCCAGCGAAUGGGAAGAUGCACAGCACUGUGGAUUGCAAUGGUGUGGUUUCCUUGGUUGGUGGACCUUCGGUUCCUACAUCGCCUGUUGGACAGCUUCUGCCAGAGGUGAUAAUAGAUAAGCCAGCUACUGAUGACAAUGGAACAACCACUGAAACUGAAAUGAGAAAGAGAAGGUCAAGUUCUUUCCAUGUGUCCAUGGACUUUCUAGAAGACCCUUCCCAAAGGCAGAGGGCAAUGAGUAUAGCCAGCAUUUUAACAAAUACAGUAGAAGAACUUGAAGAAUCCAGGCAGAAAUGCCCUCCCUGUUGGUAUAAAUUUUCCAACAUAUUCUUAAUCUGGGACUGUUCGCCAUAUUGGUUAAAAGUGAAACAUAUUGUCAACCUGGUUGUGAUGGACCCAUUUGUUGACCUGGCCAUCACCAUCUGUAUUGUCUUAAAUACUCUUUUCAUGGCCAUGGAACACUAUCCAAUGACGGAACAUUUCAAUAAUGUGCUUACAGUAGGAAACUUGGUCUUCACUGGAAUCUUUACAGCAGAAAUGUUUCUGAAAAUUAUUGCCAUGGAUCCUUACUAUUAUUUCCAAGAAGGCUGGAAUAUCUUUGAUGGUUUCAUUGUGACGCUCAGCCUGGUAGAACUUGGCCUUGCCGAUGUGGAAGGAUUAUCAGUUCUCCGUUCAUUCAGAUUGCUUCGAGUAUUCAAACUGGCAAAAUCUUGGCCAACAUUAAAUAUGCUAAUAAAGAUCAUUGGCAAUUCAGUGGGGGCUUUGGGAAAUCUAACCCUGGUGUUGGCCAUUAUCGUCUUCAUUUUUGCCGUGGUUGGCAUGCAGCUCUUUGGUAAGAGCUACAAAGAUUGUGUCUGCAAGAUCUCCAGCAACUGUGAACUCCCUCGCUGGCACAUGAAUGACUUCUUCCACUCCUUCCUGAUUGUGUUCCGGGUGCUGUGUGGAGAGUGGAUAGAGACCAUGUGGGACUGUAUGGAGGUCGCUGGCCAAGCCAUGUGCCUUACUGUCUUCAUGAUGGUCAUGGUCAUUGGUAACCUGGUGGUCCUGAACCUCUUUCUGGCCUUGCUUCUGAGCUCAUUCAGUGCAGACAACCUUGCUGCCACUGAUGAUGAUAAUGAAAUGAACAAUCUCCAGAUUGCUGUGGAUAGAAUGCACAAAGGGAUAGCUUAUGUGAAAAGAAAAAUAUAUGAAUUUAUUCAACAGUCCUUUGUUAGGAAACAAAAGAUUUUAGAUGAGAUUAAACCACUUGAUGAUCUAAACAACAAGAAAGAGAGGUGUAUGUCCAAUCAUACAACAGAAAUUGGGAAAGACCUUGACUAUCUUAAAGAUGUAAAUGGAACCACAAGUGGCAUAGGAACUGGCAGCAGUGUUGAAAAAUACAUUAUCGAUGAAAGUGAUUACAUGUCGUUCAUAAACAAUCCCAGUCUUACUGUGACUGUACCAAUUGCUGUUGGAGAGUCUGACUUUGAAAAUUUAAACACGGAGGACUUCAGCAGUGAGUCAGAUCUGGAAGAAAGCAAAGAGAAACUUAAUGGGAGCAGUAGCUCAUCGGAAGGCAGCACUGUAGACAUAGGUGCGCCUGCAGAAGAACAGCCUGUAGUGGAACCUGAAGAAACCCUGGAACCUGAAGCCUGUUUCACUGAAGGCUGUGUACAAAGAUUCAAAUGUUGUCAAAUCAGUGUGGAAGACGGAAGAGGAAAACAAUGGUGGAACCUGAGAAGAACAUGUUUCCGAAUUGUUGAACAUAAUUGGUUUGAGACCUUCAUUGUUUUCAUGAUUCUCCUUAGUAGUGGUGCUCUGGCAUUCGAAGACAUAUAUAUUGAUCAGCGAAAGACAAUUAAGACUAUGUUGGAAUAUGCUGAUAAGGUUUUCACUUACAUUUUCAUUCUGGAAAUGCUUCUAAAAUGGGUAGCAUAUGGCUAUCAAACGUAUUUCACCAAUGCCUGGUGUUGGCUUGACUUCUUAAUUGUUGAUGUUUCAUUGGUCAGUUUAACAGCAAAUGCCUUGGGCUACUCAGAACUUGGUGCCAUCAAAUCUCUCAGGACACUAAGAGCUCUGAGACCGCUAAGAGCCUUAUCACGAUUUGAAGGGAUGAGGGUGGUUGUGAAUGCCCUUUUGGGAGCAAUUCCAUCCAUCAUGAAUGUGCUUCUGGUUUGUCUUAUAUUCUGGCUAAUUUUCAGCAUCAUGGGCGUAAAUUUGUUUGCUGGCAAAUUCUACAACUGUGUUAACACCACCACUGGUGAAAUGUUUGACAUCUCCGAAGUGAAUAAUCAUUCUGAUUGCCUAAAACUAAUAGAAAGAAAUGAGACUGCCCGAUGGAGAAAUGUGAAAGUAAACUUUGAUAAUGUAGGAUUUGGGUAUCUCUCUUUGCUUCAAGUUGCCACAUUUAAGGGAUGGAUGGAUAUAAUGUAUGCAGCAGUUGAUUCCAGAAAUGUGGAACUCCAGCCUAAGUAUGAGGAAAGUCUGUACAUGUACCUUUACUUUGUUAUUUUCAUCAUCUUUGGGUCCUUCUUCACUUUGAACCUGUUUAUUGGUGUCAUCAUAGAUAAUUUCAACCAGCAAAAAAAGAAGUUCGGAGGUCAAGACAUCUUUAUGACAGAAGAACAGAAGAAAUACUACAACGCAAUGAAAAAAUUGGGAUCAAAAAAGCCACAAAAGCCGAUACCUCGACCAGGAAAAUUUGAUCCCGACGCAACCCAGUUCAUGGAAUUUGAAAAACUUUCUCAGUUUGCAGCUGCUCUUGACCCCCCUCUCAACUUGCCACAGCCAAACAAACUACAGCUCAUUGCCAUGGACUUACCCAUGGUCAGUGGCGAUCGAAUCCACUGUCUUGACAUCUUAUUUGCUUUUACAAAGCGAGUUCUAGGGGAGAGUGGAGAGAUGGAUGCUCUCCGAAUACAGAUGGAAGAGCGAUUCAUGGCUUCCAAUCCUUCCAAGGUCUCCUAUCAGCCAAUUACCACUACUUUAAAACGAAAACAAGAGGAAGUAUCUGCUGUUAUUAUUCAGCGUGCUUACAGGCGCCACCUUUUGAAGCGAACUGUAAAACAAGCUUCAUUUACUUACAAUAAAAAUAAAAUCAAAGGUGGGGCUAAUCUUCUUGUAAAAGAAGACAUGAUAAUUGACAGAAUAAAUGAAAACUCUAUUACAGAGAAAACUGAUCUGACCAUGUCCACAGCUGCUUGUCCACCCUCCUAUGACCGGGUAACAAAGCCAAUCAUAGAAAAACACGAGCAAGAAGGCAAAGAUGAAAAAGCCAAAGGGAAAUAA
Trichechus manatus latirostris (Florida manatee) is the source of this 5172-nucleotide messenger RNA. Its product is annotated as sodium channel protein type 1 subunit alpha. Gene Ontology annotation, molecular function: voltage-gated sodium channel activity. Lineage: Eukaryota; Metazoa; Chordata; Mammalia; Sirenia; Trichechidae. The coding region runs from base 1 to 5172 and encodes 1723 amino acids. The record is from RefSeq and is a predicted model, not a curated record. The transcript has 25 exons. Gene Ontology annotation, biological process: sodium ion transmembrane transport; neuronal action potential; membrane depolarization during action potential. Gene Ontology annotation, cellular component: plasma membrane; axon; voltage-gated sodium channel complex.